UAUUUCACCGCCCGCGAGUCUUGGGGACAAAGGCUGCGGGGCCCUGUGCCCCGCUCCGGCCGGCCUUCCACCAGUGAACUUUGGAGGCACCGGCUGUGACUUCGAACCGCGAGUCACUAAGGCUGGGAGCCCACGCUGCACCCACCACAGGGGAACCCAGUAGGGUCGGUCCAAGUCCCGCGUGUCUCAGCCCCUACCCACUCCUUCCUUUCCUCUCCCCCUCUUUUCUUCCAAUGCACGCUUCUCCCUAUCCCUCCUCAGAUCUUGUCCUCCCCUCCCUAUCCCUAUCCAACUCCUAGUUCCAACUCCUGUUACUCCAGCUCCCCGUUUCUUGUCCCUCCCACUCUGUCCAACAUCUUGCACCCCUAUCUCCUCGCCCCGCCCCUUACCCCGCCCCUUCACCCAUCUCCCCCUCCCCCUGCCCGGGGCUCAGGCGCUGGGCGAACAUGGCGGCUGCGGUCGGGCGGGACACCCUACCUGAGCACUGGUCCUACGGCGUCUGUCGGGACGGCCGCGUCUUCUUCAUCAAUGACCAGCUCCGCUGCACGACCUGGCUGCACCCGCGUACGGGCGAACCGGUCAACUCGGGUCACAUGAUCCGCUCAGACUUGCCGCGCGGCUGGGAGGAGGGCUUCACGGAGGAGGGCGCCAGCUUCUUCAUCGACCACAACCAGCAGACAACAACAUUCAGGCAUCCUGUGACCGGGCAGUUUUCUUCAGAAAACAGUGAAUACGUUCUUCGGGAGGAGCCACACCCACACAUGUCGAAGCAAGAGAGAAACCAAAGACCAUCCAGCAUGGUCAGCGAGACGUCCACGGCCGGGACCACAUCCACCCUGGAGGCCAAGCCUGGACCCAAGAUCAUCAAGUCCAGCAGUAAAGUGCACAGCUUCGGCAAGAGGGACCAGGCCAUUCGGAGGAACCUUAAUGUUCCGGUGGUGGUGAGGGGCUGGCUACACAAGCAGGACAGCUCUGGGAUGAGGCUGUGGAAAAGGCGCUGGUUCGUGCUGGCUGAUUACUGCUUGUUUUAUUAUAAAGACAGCCGAGAAGAAGCCAUUCUCGGGAGCAUCCCUCUGCCCAGCUACGUCAUCUCCCCAGUGGCCCCAGAGGAUCGCAUAAGCCGCAAGUAUUCCUUUAAGGCUGUGCACACGGGGAUGAGGGCGCUCAUCUACAGCUCCACCGCAGCGGGCUCUCAGGCAGAGUACUCAGGCAUGAGGACCUACUACUUCAGUGCCGACACCCUGGAGGACAUGAACGCCUGGGUCAGGGCCAUGAACCAGGCUGCACAGGUGCUGUCUCGAUCAUCACUAAAGAGGGACAUGGACAAGGUGGAGCGGCAGGCCAUGCCACAGGCCAACCACACUGACGCCUGUCAAGAAUGUGGCCACGUGGGACCUGGACACUCAAGAGACUGUCCUCAUCGAGGCUAUGAAGACUCCUUUGGCUUUGACAGAAGGGAACAGGAGGAGGAACGCUUCCGUGUUCAAAGGGACCCACUGGAGGGCAGGAGGGACAGGAGCAAGGCCAGGUCCCCAUACUUGCCAGCUGAGGAGAAUGCCCUGUUUGUCGAUCUACCUGGUGGGCCCCGAGGCCAGCAAGCACAGCCACAGCGAGCUGAGAAGAAUGGGGUGCUGCCUUAUGGCCCUGGAGAACAGAAUGGAACCAGUGGGUACCAGCGGACUGCUCCUCCCAGGGCCAACCCAGAGAAACACAGCCAGAGAAAGACCAACUUGACCCAGGCAGAGCACUGGGCAAAGGCUCAGAAGGGGGAUGGCAGGAGCUUGCCCUUAGACCAGACACUUCCUCGCCAGGGUCCCAGCCAGACCCUGUCCUUCCCGGAAAGCUACCAGACUCUUCCCAAGAACACUAGACAUCCUUCUGGGAGCUCUUCACCCCCUCCCCGGAACCUGCCCAGUGACUACAAGUACGCACAGGACCGAGCCAGCCACCUGAAGAUGUCCAGCGAGGAGCGCCGGGCACACAGAGAUGGCACUGUGUGGCAGCUCUAUGAGUGGCAGCAGAGGCAGCAGUUCCGUCAUGGAAGUCCCACCGCGCCCAUAGGAGCUGGCUCCCCAGAGUUCACCGAGCAGGGCCGCAGCCGAAGCCUGCUGGAGGUGCCCCGCUCCAUCUCUGUGCCUCCGUCUCCUUCUGACAUCCCUCCUCCUGGGCCUCCGAGGCCCUUCCCACGGCGGCCACAUACACCAGCAGAAAGGGUCACCGUGAAGCCACCCGACCAGAGGAGAAGUGUGGACAUCUCUCUAGGGGGUUCUCCCAGGAAGGCACGGGGUCAUGCUGUCAAGAACUCCUCUCAUGUGGACCGGCGUUCCAUGCCCUCCAUGGGCUAUAUGACCCACACAGUGAGCGCUCCCAGCUUACAUGGAAAAUCGCUGGACGAGCUCUCGCUGCUGCUCACCCGGUUGCAGCGGCACCAGUCCAAGUUGGCCAGCGUGCGAAAUUUCGCCGUGGGCCAGUUACUACACCACUACUUGACCUUUCCCGCCUGCCAGGCUGAUGACACCUACCUCCAGCUGAAGAAGGACCUGGAGUACCUGGAUCUGAAGAUUAAAAAUAAUGAACCUUUGAUCAACGUGCUUUACAAAGUGCUGAAGAAGUCAGCACGGGGCUGUCGGCCCGGGAGAAGCAUGACAGGCCGAGACCUUCUUAAGGAUCGAAGUCUGAAGCCCAUGAAGAUCGCCGAGAGUGACAUUGAUGUCAAGCUGAGCAUCUUCUGUGAACAAGACAGGAUACUCCAGGACUUGGAAGACAAGAUCCGAGCUCUCAAGGAGAACAAAGACCAGCUCGAAUCCGUGCUGGAGGUGCUGCACAGGCAGACAGAGCAGUACCGAGACCAGCCACAGCACCUGGAGAAGAUCACCUGCCAGCAGAGGCUCCUGCAGGAGGACCUUGUCCACAUCCGUGCGGAGCUCUGCAGAGAGUCCACGGAGAUGGAAAACGCAUGGAACGAGUACCUGAAGUUGGAGAAGGAUGUGGAACAGCUAAAGCAGACCCUGCAGGAGCAACACAGGAGAGCCUUUUUCUUCCAGGAGAAGUCACAGAUACAGAAGGAUCUGUGGAGGAUUGAAGAUGUCAUGGCAGGCCUGAGUGUGAAUAAAGAGAACUACAGAGUCCUGGUGGGAUCUGUCAAAAAUCCAGAAAGGAAAACGGUGCCUUUGUUCCCUCACCCAUCUGUGCCUUCACUCUCUCCAACUGAGAGCAAGCCGGCCCUGCAGCCCAGCCCUCCCACCAGCCCCGUGCGGACACCUCUGGAGGUCCGACUCUUUCCGCAGCUGCAGACCUAUGUGCCAUACCGACCUCACCCGCCCCAGCUGAGGAAAGUGAUGUCUCCUCUGCAGUCACCAACCAAGGCAAAGCCUCAGGCGGAAGACGAGGCACCUCCCAGGCCACCACUUCCUGAACUCUACAGCCCAGAGGACCAGCCCCCGGCUGUGCCACCUCUGCCAAGAGAAGCCACCAUCAUUCGGCACACAUCUGUGCGAGGGCUAAAACGACAGUCGGAUGAGAGGAAGAGGGACCGGGAGCAGGGCCAGUGUGUGAACGGGGAUUUGAAGGUGGAGCUCCGGUCCUACGUGAGUGAGCCUGAGCUGGCCAGCCUCAGUGGGGACGUGCCUCAACCCUCCCUGGGCCUCGUGGGCUCUGAGAGCAGGUACCAGACGCUGCCAGGCAGAGGGCUCUCCGGCUCCACGUCCAGGCUCCAGCAGUCGUCCACCAUUGCUCCCUAUGUCACACUCCGGAGGGGUCUGAAUGCUGAAAACAGCAGUGCAACCUUCUCUAGACCCAAGAGUGCCUUGGAGCGCCUGUACUCAGGGGACCACCAGCGGGGCAAGAUGAGUGCGGAAGAGCAGCUGGAGCGGAUGAAGCGACACCAGAAGGCUCUGGUCCGGGAGCGCAAGAGGACUCUAAGCCAAGGAGAGAGGACGGGUCUGCUCUCAGCCCGGUACCUCAGCCAGCCACUGCCUGGAGAUCUCGGCUCAUGGAAGCGAGAACAAGAUUUUGACCUGCAGCUGCUGGAGCGGGCUGCACAGGGUGACAGAAAAGACAAAGAGGAGGGCUGGCUGAAAGUGCAAGCCACACCUGUCAUGGAGUUGGACCUGGAGCCACAAGACUAUGACUUGGACAUCAGCAGAGAGCUGUCUAAACCAGAGAAGGUCUCCAUCCCGGAGCGGUAUGUAGAACUAGACCCUGAGGAACCACCCAGCCUGGAGGAGCUGCAGGCACGAUACCAAAAGGCGGAGAAGAUUCGAAAUAUCCUUGCCCGAUCAAGCAUGUGCAACCUGCAGCCACCGGGCCAGGACCGCAACAGCCUGGCAGACCUGGACUCGCAGCUGCAGGAGCAGGAGCGAAUUAUCAACAUUUCCUAUGCCCUGGCCUCUGAGGCCUCUCAGCGCAGCAAGCAGGUAGCAGCCCAGGCAGUAACGGAACCGUGAUCCAGUGUGCAGAGGAGAAGCCUGGAGCCGGGGGCCCAGUGAAACCAGCAUCUUCCUAGAAUAUGGUUCUCUCUGCCCCAGUGGAAACCCUUCCAGCUGAUCGGGGGCUCUGGCUGGAGGAGAGAGCAACCCACCCCCACCCACUGUGGUGGGUGCAGCGUGGAGCCAGGGCUUCGUCCUAACACGCACCCAUCUGUUUCAGUCCAGAUUCCUUUUUGCAGAAGCACUUUUGAUACACGAUGUGAAAUAUACUGUAUUUUAGAAUCAGGAUAUAUUUUUUAAUGCUCACCCAGAGGGCUGAAUGGCUGGUAAGGUGAGCCUGCAGGGUUUUGUAGCCACACAGAGGGAUUCGGGUACUAUGGUGGUGGGGUGGCAUAGUGGGCAGGGAGAGGGACAAAGCAAGCAGAGGUCGUUUCCACCACCCUUGAGCCCAGACAGUGGCAGGAUUUGAGGCUCUGCUUCCCGUGGAUUCCAGUAUGAAGUUCGUUACACUCUCCAGGAAAAGAGAGGAGAGGCAGUUAACUGCAGAGGUCUGCAUCCCUCAGCUGAUGCCCAGCCCUGGAGACUCCCCCUGGAUGCCCCCCAGGGAGCCUGUCUGUGCCUUGGCCCUUGGUUCUGACUGAGAAGCAACCAUGUGCUCAAAAGCCUUGGCUUCUUCAGCUGUCGGUGAAGUGAAGUUCCCUCAGCAAACAAUUCUCAGAAGAAGAAAAAGAAAAAGCCACUGUGGAGUGGAAAGUGGGAGAUGUGUUAUAGCAAUAAACUCAGCAUUGGGUGGCACCUGCUUACAAAUGCCUAGCACUGAGCCAUCCCGCCAGCCAGGCAGUACUAAAGGACCCUUGCUGUGAGGAAACCCAGGACAGCUUCCCUUGACUAGGUCUGGUGAGGCAGGCAGGCAGGGCCAGGACACAGGAUUGUGACUUGACUCCAGCCCCCUGAGGAGGAGGUGGCCAUGCCAGACUCAGUGUUUUGUCCCUUUAUUUAACUUGUCUCAAGAUAUUCUACAUGCGGGAAGCAAUGAAAACCAUAAACACCUUCACUGGGAGGAGCCACAUUUUAAACGAAAGUUUGUCUUUGACUAUGCUUAAAAGAAGAAAAAGAAUCCUUGAAUCUAUUUAGAAGUUACUGUCUAUUUUUAACUAACUCCAUAUGCUGCCAGUAUCAACUUCAUGACAUUUGCCAAAAUAAGAUUUUAUUUUUUGCCUUUAUAAGAUUUUGUUGGAAAAAUGAAAUGAAUAUUUUGCAAGAAAAAGUUAAUUUAAAUAAAAGUGUAAUGGUUUGAAAAAAAAAGUGAUGUAUAGAUUAAAAUAGUAACCUCAUCCGUGUC
Messenger RNA from Mastomys coucha (southern multimammate mouse), 5769 nucleotides. It is a transcript of the gene Plekha7, whose product is annotated as pleckstrin homology domain containing A7. The record is from RefSeq and is a predicted model, not a curated record. Gene Ontology annotation, molecular function: protein binding. Gene Ontology annotation, cellular component: pore complex; zonula adherens. Gene Ontology annotation, biological process: zonula adherens maintenance; cell-cell adhesion mediated by cadherin; epithelial cell-cell adhesion. Bases 447 to 4445 code for a protein of 1332 amino acids. NCBI's taxonomy places the organism in Eukaryota, Metazoa, Chordata, Mammalia, Rodentia, Muridae. The transcript is spliced from 29 exons.